Molecule: messenger RNA, 1076 nt
Organism: Hippoglossus stenolepis (Pacific halibut)
Lineage: Eukaryota; Metazoa; Chordata; Actinopteri; Pleuronectiformes; Pleuronectidae
Exons: 2
Coding region: 112-864 (250 amino acids)
Biological process (GO): innate immune response
Molecular function (GO): complement component C1q complex binding
Source: RefSeq, a predicted model, not a curated record
UCAGUGUGAAGAGCUUUACAUACAGUGAAGGAGGGUCAGAGAGGACUUUCCGAAAUUAUUAACAGAUUAUUUUUGCGAUAUUCUUGCCAGCGACGCAUUCAAAGCUUCGUCAUGCAUGUGUUCAGGGUCUGUCACGUGCUGUGUGUGCUCGUGGCUGCGUCCUUAUGUGUGAACGAGGUUGAGUAUGAAGGGAACUACGCAGACGACUAUGACAAUGAGGUCUCUCAGGACCAGCAGGAGGCCGAGUCUCAACCCGCACCAUGCCAGCCUGAAGGUUUCUCUCGCUGGGACAAGCUCUUCAUCGCUCUGGAGGACUCACACAUGAGGCAGCUCAUGUUGCUGGCGUCUCUGGACCAGUGCCGUGGAGGAAUGGUCUCUCUCGGGGCGCAGGUGGAGAAGAUGGCCAGGGGGACGUGCCAGCAGUGUGUGCCCAGCGUGGAGUCGGCGUGCAGGGCCCAAGCGGAGCAGGCGAGUCUCGGGCUGCAGCGAGGUUUGGUGGAGCUCAGGCAGGAGGAGGCAGCGAGGGAGAGGAGGUUGAACGCCACCAUGCAGACGCUCCUGCACAGCAGACACGAGGAGAACGCCCGGCUGAGGCGGCCGGACGAGGGCAGAGGUCACAGAGCGGCGUCAUCAGGGCCGACAGACACCAGGACCAGACACCAACCGACACCAAGACCCAGAGGUUUGGGGGCAGUUCUCAUCCCAUCUGGCCUGAAGGAGCAGGAAGUAACUCCACCGCUGGACAUGGCCACGAUGGAACGGGCCCUGGUCGCCAUAGCAACAGAGCUGCAGAGAGUUCACCUGCAGCUGAUCACAGUGAUAGAGCAAGCGGAAACGUCGAGGAAAAACAGAGGAGACACAUGAAUCCAGGAGAGGGGAAGAAUAAUGAAACCAAAUUGACUGGGAACACUGCAGUGAUAUCGAUUUGCACAUUCUCAUUUUUACGUUGAUUCUUUUUUAAUGGCCUUUUUUAAAAACAGUAAAAUGAAAUGUAUUAUAAAUGUUGUGGGUUCAUUACAAUGAAUAAAAACUGAUUAAACCACCAGACCAAACCAUCAGACGCAUGGAAAGGUUUC